Saxophila tyrrhenica is the source of this 942-nucleotide messenger RNA. RefSeq lists its product as uncharacterized. Gene Ontology annotation, molecular function: heme binding; catalase activity. Gene Ontology annotation, cellular component: cytoplasm; peroxisome; mitochondrion. Lineage: Eukaryota; Fungi; Ascomycota; Dothideomycetes; Mycosphaerellales; Extremaceae. The record is from RefSeq and is a predicted model, not a curated record. The transcript is spliced from 2 exons. Gene Ontology annotation, biological process: hydrogen peroxide catabolic process; response to hydrogen peroxide. Bases 1 to 942 code for a protein of 313 amino acids.
AUGCCUCUCUCCUCAGACCAAUCCGUCAACGAAACAGCCGGCACCCUCGUCAAAACCCUCCAAGGCGCUUUUGGCACGCCCGCAGGAUACCGUCCAGCCCACGCAAAAGGCCGCCUCACAAAAGGCACCUUCACCCCAUCCCAAGAAGCCGCCACCCUCUCCACCGCCCCGCACUUCAACAAUGCCUCUACCCCAAUCCUAACCCGCUUCUCCAACUCCACCGGCCUCCACGCCAUCCCGGACACCGACCCCAACGCCAACCCGCGCGGCAUGGCCGUUCGUUUCCUCCUCAGCUCCGACGGCCACAAACACACCGACAUCAUCGCCCACUCGACCUCGCACUUCCCGAUGCGCACGGGUGAAGGGUUCCUGCAGAUGCUUGGAGCGAUCGGGGGCGGGACGAUUGGGGAGUUUCUGGCGCAGAACCCGUCGGCGAAGGCUUUUGUCGAGGACCCGAAGCCGGCGCCGGAGAGUUUUGGGACGGAGAGGUAUUUUGGUGUUACGGCUUUUAAGCUGAUUGAUAGGGAGGGAAAGGAGACGUUUGUGCGGUAUAGGAUUGUGCCGGAGGCUGGGUAUGAGACGUUAUCAGAGGAGGAAUUGAAGGGGAAGGGGAAGGAUUAUCUCUUCGAGGAGUUAGAGGCGCGGUUGAAGUCCGGCUUAGUGAGUUUCAAGCUCAUGGCGCAGGUGGCGGAGGAGGACGAUGUGACGGAUGAUAAUACCGUGCACUGGCCGGAAGAGCGGAAGCAGGUCGAGCUUGGGACGAUCGAGGUGGAGGAGAUGGUUGGGGAGAAGGAGAGCAAGGAGGAGCAGCAGAGGAUUAUCUUCGAUCCGAUUCCGAGGGUGGAAGGGGUGGAUGUUAGCGCGGACCCGCUGUUGGAUAUGCGGGCGGCAAUUUACCUGAUCAGUGGGAAGGAGAGGCGGGCGGCGGCGAGUACGGCAUGA